AUGAGCCAAACGGAGUUUCCCUUCGAUCUAUUACACACCGAAAUCAUCAACUAUGCGAAGGAGAGUGAAGAACGUCGGAAUGCUGCGAAACGAGACUGGGAAAAGGUCGUGAGAUUUAUUUGUAAAGAAUUCUGGUCGGCCGUGUUUGGCAAACAGGUGGAUAAUCUGAGGACUAAUCACAGGGGUGUCUAUGUCGUGCAAGACAACAAGUUUUGUACACUGCGCUCACUGGCAGAGGGUCGACAGUUUGUUCGUGAAUCCGGUGCGCUGGUCGCAUUUCCGUGCGGUGCUGUGAGAGGUGCUUUGGCAAAUCUCAACGUGCAAGCAGAGGUUACAGCCACGAUAGAAAACCUACCGGCUGUGAAGUUCAAUAUUCAUAUCGCGCAAAAAGGCUAG
Messenger RNA from Angiostrongylus costaricensis, 396 nucleotides. The record is from the annotation of a GenBank genome assembly. NCBI's taxonomy places the organism in Eukaryota, Metazoa, Nematoda, Chromadorea, Rhabditida, Metastrongylidae.